AACAGUUAGAAUAUUAGAAUGUAUUAUUUUAUGUUCAAUCUUAAUCCGAAAAGAUAUUAGUAACUAUAAGUGGUAAAUACAUGUAGUGGAGUAAAAAGUACAAUAUUUCCCUGCUCAAAGUAGCCUAAAAUCCUAAAAUUGAAAUAGCCUACUCAAGUACAGUACAAGUAGCUUACCUCAAAUUUGUAGUUAAGUACAGUACUUGAGUAAAUGUACUUAGUUACUUUCCACCACUGUGCAUUUGUGACGGUUAACAGCGAUUUAUUUUCACUUUCGUCAUUUAACGCGGGUAAAGUUUCUAACUAACGGCAGGUAACGUUAAUGUAACGAAAAUACUGCUCCCAAAUGCGAGUAAUUAUACAGGGAGUAAUGUAGCCCAUUUAAAUUAGCUUGUAAAUUAGUUACGAGUAACUUUAGAGUAACAAACCUGACUAAUUUAGACGAUCUAGUAACGUGAUGUAGAGUUUGAAGCAGAGAUACUUAACGGUUAAUGAUUAGCAGAUUACCGGAGUUGUGGGAACUGCACUGCUAUGACAACGACGGCUCGCGCGUCUUAAGGAGAAUGCUGCUCUAUGAUUGGCCAAAAGCUUACAGGGCACAAAGUCCUUCAUGAAGGUAUCACCGAGCAGCUCACAGGUGUCUUCCACUUGCACUGGAGGCAGAAGAUGGAUAACUGACAUACGGAGGUUCAAACAGACUGAGAUACAACAAUCUGCACCACUAACCUUGAAUAAGUAGAGCACUAAGAUGCCCAAAAGCGAUACCUGGCCAGGUGGCAUUGGAUUGGAGACGAUGACCGGCAUGGACAGUGCUGGCAGCUGUGACAGUGUUGUCAGUGCCAACUCUGGCUUUAGUGAUGAUAGUCUGGAGUACUUGUCUGCUGAAGAGAAGGCCUGUCUCAUGUUUUUGGAGGAGACUAUUGAGUCUUUGGAUACUGAGGAGGAUAGCGGACUGUCCAAUGACGAACCUGACCAACUGCCCAACCCUGGCAACCUUGCUACCAUAUUGGCUGACCUGUCAGCCUCAAUGAGCAAAAGCAAGCUCAACAGCUCACAAACACAUGCCUCUGAGGAACCCAUCAAGGAAAAGGUUGACACCAAACACAUGCAGAGCUACUUGGUUCCUACACCUCUUGUUGUGGCAAACAGCUCUUCUGCAUUCAGUGCUAAACCAGGUGUUUCCCCAGACAAGAACAUCUGCUCUAAGCCUCAGCUCACUCCUUCAAGCAACAAAUCUGGUCACCAAUACAACCAGAAACCUCCUCAAGUACCUUUAGAGGUUAAUGUUGUGAUACCUCCUCCCAUCAAACCCAGAGACUACUCAACUAGGACAGCUGAGGGUCCUUUACCUAGAGGGCCUCUGUCCUAUGAAGCACUUGUUCAUCUGCGGAGGAGUGCCUCCACAAAGAAAACCCCUUUAUGUCCCACAGUUGAUCAUACUAUAGAUCUGUCAAGAUCUGACAGAUCACACUCAGAGGCUUCCAAGUCUAAGAUGGGUCCCCCAGUUGUGGCACCCAAACCCAAAAUGAUUCCUGCCAAUAUAUCUGUGAUGACACAAAAUGAAGCAUCUAUAACUUCAGACUCGUCAUACAGCAGCAAGCAUGCAACAGAUCCUAAAGUAGUGAGACUGGAAGCUUUGCAGAAACUGGGCCUCCUGAAAGACCAACAACCAGAAAAUGAGGCAGUGGCGCACCCUAAAUCUCAAUCCUCUUUGGAUCCAACUCCCAACAGAUUUGUAAGAGGUCCAGCUAAUAUUAAUCCAUCAAGAAGCCCAUCUUUUUGUUAUUCUCAAAUGCCCACAGAACCCAAGAACAAGCCUCUGCAGAGCAGUGCCAGUUUCCACCACUACUCCAGACGUGACCAACAGUCUGAGUCUGUAUCAUAUCCCUCCCAACCCAAUGGAUCGAAGGCAGCUGGUCUAGAGCGCUGUACUACCCUGGACAACCACAGAAACGGUGGAUACUGUCCUGAACCACAACACAUCACAGCAGCUGAACCAGUGAAAACCACAACUGCAGCUCAGCCUGUACCCCACAAACCCUCAAACUCUGUCGGAUACACUGUGAUGAUGGUGCCUGGGAUGGGAGCUGAUCGGAAAGAGGCUCUCAGAAAGCUGGGACUGCUCAAAGACUAAAACAAGUAAACAACAGAAGUCUUCCUGCGUAAAUACCGUGCUCAGAAAGAGUUCAAGAGUACCAUCAGCUUAAAGAGAGUUAGAGCAUUAAGCAGUAACUUGGCACUUGGCACUUUGGCAAACCAAUGCAGAAGGAGCGGAUGAAGAAGAAGAAGAGGAGCAAGAAUUUAAAGGGCAAUACAGCACUUUUAUUUCUGGGUGUUAUGUUGGUCUUGCUUGAGGGCAGUUUUUUCCCCCAACUAUUGUUCUGCUGUAGGUUUCAAGAAUAUCUGAAAAUGCACCUUACACACUAGACUCACAGGUCUAGUGCUUCGCUCAUAGAGAUUGAGGACAACCUCUCAGGUUUCGUUGUUAAAACUGGUUGGAAACAAUUAGAGAGUUUUAAAAAACCCUGAAUUGCAAAACCAAUCCAAAGUCUUUAGGGUGGCCCUUCAUAUUGGGGUGGUGACAUGCAGUUCACUACAGAGGAGAAUGGGGGGAGAGCAUAAUUUCCAGUGCGGCUUGUCCUUGACAAAAUGUAAGGGAUGUAGGUUUGUUAGCGGCUGUUCUUAUUGCUGUUCAAGCAACUGCCGUGCAUUUAGAAAUCCCCAGACUUCAGUAGGCGGAGAUCUCCGAUUGUCUGGUAUCACGAGACUACUUUCACACAAACCCCCGAUUCUCUACAUAUUUGAUGAAAAUGGCACACUAAUAUAAUGAUAUCUAAUCACAAUGUCUUAUUGUGUUUGCUGUAACAGAUUUCAGUUAAGUAUGACUUGACAAGACACAACACUACAAAGGUAACCAAAUCAGUCUACCAUUAUAUAUGAACUAUAUUAAGCAAAUUAAAACAUCAAUGUUGUGUUUAAGUAAUAGCUUUACCCCUUCAUCUCCAAAUUAGAUGCAUUAUGGGGUUGCUGAAUGUUUAAGACACAUUUUUGUAUACACUAGAUACUUAUGUUUAUUCUAUAUCUCAUUUCAAUAACAGAAAAAUAUAUAGUAAUAAACCUUGGUGUGCAUAAAAUCACAUUUCAAAAUGAUGAUAAUAUUUUGAAUCACAAGAAAAUCACACAGUGGAUUUCCAUUACUCUUGCUCCUCUUUUUAAUUACAGGUACACUGUAUAUAACACACGUUGUACUUCUACUUAAAGGAAACAUCAACCCAAAUCAACAGGAUUUUUACAUUACUUGUCAAUUUCAUAGCUCACAGAUGUGCCUAUAAGUGGAUUGUUGAGUACAUUUCCUGGAGCAAAGCCUCAAGUCAGAAGAUACAUUUAUGCAGCUCAUGAUGAUUGAAAAACUAAAUUUUGAAAGUGUUUUGAGGUGAUUUCUUUUCAGUGUUUUCCAAACUUUAGCAGCUAUCAGCAGUACAUUAUAUUAAGAUCUGAAUUAUCCACAGAUGACCCAUUUGUUUUUACCAUUUCAUAACUAUUGUUUAGAUGGUCUCAAAAAUAUGUGACAAACUGUGUUCAUGUAACUGCCUUCAGUCAUAAUACUGGGAAUGUUUAUCCAGAAUGAAAAGCAAUGCCCAUGUGAUUAUUUUUACCUACUCUUUACCAUUUCCGUUGAUAUAAUUGAAAAUAAAAAAAGUCUGCAUUUAA
Thunnus maccoyii (southern bluefin tuna) is the source of this 3710-nucleotide messenger RNA. RefSeq lists its product as uncharacterized. Lineage: Eukaryota; Metazoa; Chordata; Actinopteri; Scombriformes; Scombridae. The record is from RefSeq and is a predicted model, not a curated record. The transcript has 4 exons. Bases 748 to 2133 code for a protein of 461 amino acids.